This is a messenger RNA of Rodentolepis nana, 1107 nucleotides long. The record is from the annotation of a GenBank genome assembly. NCBI's taxonomy places the organism in Eukaryota, Metazoa, Platyhelminthes, Cestoda, Cyclophyllidea, Hymenolepididae.
AUGGCCACUGAAAAUAAAUUUUACUUUUACCUCACAAUAGUUCGUCAUGCUCAAACAAAGGAAAACGUAUCCCAGAUUAUUCAAGGACAAAAUGAUACACUUCUUACUCCUUUUGGGGAGCACCAAGCAGCUGAAGUCGGAACGAGCCUUAGCAAUCUUCAGAUUGAUCAGAUUUUUACAAGUGACCUCAUGAGGUGUUUAUGUACCGCUAAGGCUAUCCAAAAAGCAUAUACUAAAAAGACCGUUCCAUUAACUGAAAGCCACUUAAUGCGAGAGAGAAAUUUCGGUUUAAAUAAUGGGAAACCCCGAUCAGAAGUUCAUGACUUUAUCGCUUUAGCGAAAGCCAGUCACCGUGGUUGUGAAAUGUGGCGUGAAGUUCAGGGCGAAUGCGGUCAUCAGAUUUUUUGGAGAGCUGUCAGCUUUUUCUUUGAGUUGUGUGAAUUUGCUUCUAUGCAAACUACCAAAAUGGAGCCAGAUUUCUUCGCUGAAAAUUCCCCAGGAAAUUGUUCUCUACCAGUAUUGCUACCACUUUAUCAGGCUCCUGUACCCCAGGCCUUCAACCUAUGCGAAAAUCAUCAUCAACAAACUAACUAUAAAGGACACUUUGUUUUGGUUAGUCAUGGCCAAUGGAUUCGUGAAUUCAAUUACAUUAUCUACGCCUUGUCUGAGAAAACUCGUGGAUUCCCACUACACCGAGAUAUGGUCGCUGUGCUUAGUAAUUGUCAAUUCAAUCAAUUUGGAGUAGCAGUAGAUUAUGAGAAGCUCUCAACUCGAAUCUCCCAUAUCAGAACUACAAUGGAGUCCACUCUCAGAGACAAGAAAAAAGCACAUAAUGUUCGAUUUUGUCCGUUCGAUCUGACAGAUCUUGCUCAGGAUCUACCUAUUUUUACGGUGUGCUAUCAUGCUCGAGUUGAUGCUGAUAGCGUCAAAGAGGGUACCACCUCAGCUCCACCUGUUGUCGUGGCAACCAGGAAGGAAGAAGAGGAGGCGAAGAAAGUGGAGAAAUCGAAUAUGAUUGCUGCAGCUGCUGCAGCCGGGUCUGGCGUGGAAACACUAUAUUUCGCAAGAGAGGAUGACGAAUAUGCCGGUCUGCCGGAAGUCAAGUAA